This is a messenger RNA of Alternaria incomplexa, 1494 nucleotides long. RefSeq lists its product as uncharacterized. The record is from RefSeq and is a predicted model, not a curated record. Gene Ontology annotation, biological process: arachidonate metabolic process. The transcript is spliced from 4 exons. Bases 1 to 1494 code for a protein of 497 amino acids. Gene Ontology annotation, cellular component: membrane. Lineage: Eukaryota; Fungi; Ascomycota; Dothideomycetes; Pleosporales; Pleosporaceae.
AUGAUCUGCGGAACAAGCACAGGAGGUUUGAUUGCUAUCAUGCUCGGCCGACUGGAGAUGUCUGUCGAUCAGUGCAUUGAGGCGUACACUGGACUGAUGGACGUCGUCUUCGAUCCGAAAGACAGAAAACUGCCUUUCAAAAUUCGAAAUGGUAAAGUUCAGCCUCGGUACAAAACGAAGUACAUGGAGAAAGCGAUCAAGCAGGUGAUGUCCAACGCUGGGUGGACAUCGGAUGAUAGGUUCAGAGGGUCGAAAACCUCAGCUUGUAAAACUGUUGUAAUUGCAAUGACAGAAGAAAGCCGUGUCCCGAUACGCUUCACCGAUUAUGAGAAAGCAGGCGAGCAUUCCAACUUCUACAACGAAGUCAAAAUCUGGGAGGUAGCUCGUGCUACUUCCGCUGCAACAUCAUUCUUUGCGCCAAUGGAGAUAACCCAUUCCGGUGAACCUAGACGAUUCCUUGACGCAGGUAUCGGCUCCAACAAUCCCAUCGACGAACUAUAUCUCGAAGCAAUGUCGCUAUUCGACAAAUCCGAAGAAGAGUUUGACAAGCAGAUCCGAGUGCUAGUAUCGAUUGGUACCGGCAAACCAGCAUUACACGGAUUCGGCGAGAAAGUCACCGAGGUUGCGAAGAGCAUUGCUUCGAUCGCAACAGAGACUCAGAACACAGCGAACAAAUUCCAUCUCACGCAUAAGAAACUGGCAAGCAGGGGCGGAUACUUCCGAUUCAAUCCUCCCGACCUCUCUGAAGUGGCGAUCGACGAAGCGAGUAAAAAGGGCAUUAUCGCAUCGCGGACUGAUACGUACGGCAACGACGCGCAGACUUUGGAGAUGGUGGAGCGCUGGGUGAACGUGGCAGGAACCGAGAAAAAACCAAUUAUCUCACCGACUCCAUCUGCAAAUCACAUCAAGCCCGCUGUGACGAAACUGUUCUAUUCACUGCACAAAGGACCCAAGUACAUCAAAGAGUAUGCGCCAUCAUACUGGCAACAUCUAACGCUGGACUCAUACUACGUGUACGAAACGAUAUACGACAGAUGCAACCCUCAAGACAGAAAAGUCACUUUCAGCGCUUUCUUUGAGCAGUUCGGCCCCGAUGCAAAGCCAUCAUCUAACCACGUCUUCGAAACCUGGGCGCGCCUUCUCCGAGACAAGCGCGACGUGCGCAACAGUAUACAUCGGAAGCCGUUCGUGAUGGCGAUUUUGUACAUGCUCCACGUCGAAUCUAGUCUUGAUCUCACCAAGAUGACAAACAUAGACCCUAAUCGACGCGAGAUGCUGAAACGGUUCUCGAAGUGGGUGCCAUGCAAGUGUGAUGCUAGGUGUGGCCGCGAAUGGAACUUCGUGAAUGAGGUCGGGCUAUCGCGCGGCGGAAAUGGUGGUGAUGAAUGUGAUCUUCUGCAGUUGUUUGACGAUAGCAAGUGGAAGUUAGUGUUCAAGAGCGAUAAAGUGCGGAAACUAGAUGCGACCAGGAAGGCAUGGGAAGCUUCGAUGUGA